This is a messenger RNA of Osmia lignaria (orchard mason bee), 2398 nucleotides long. Its product is annotated as odorant receptor 10-like. Gene Ontology annotation, biological process: detection of chemical stimulus involved in sensory perception of smell; sensory perception of smell. Gene Ontology annotation, molecular function: olfactory receptor activity; odorant binding. Gene Ontology annotation, cellular component: plasma membrane. The record is from RefSeq and is a predicted model, not a curated record. Lineage: Eukaryota; Metazoa; Arthropoda; Insecta; Hymenoptera; Megachilidae.
GGGAAGGAUUUCCUGCAUUCGAAGCGUGUGUCACGUAGAAAGUUCACAGGUUUUUAAAUCAAUAGCACUUUUAAAGGUUUAGCACUUUAUUUUAAUAAUAUGAUCUCGACUGACUCUGCUUAUGUCCGGUAAGGUCUUUUAUAAUGUCGCUGGUGGUGGAGAAGGGGCUGAUGAUUGACAAGGUGAGAUGUCCGUGAGAACGCAUCUUAUCGUAUACUUAAGUAGGUGGUCGUGAUCGUGGGAAGAAUUCGAUUAACGUACGUUUAAGCGGCUGGUCGUAAUACGUGCCACGAUAAUAAAAGGGUUCUAACGAUCUUACACAAUUCAUGGUUCGACCUGUCUGCUGUCAUUCCUAUGAACGCAUCCCUAUCUAUCGUGAUUUCUCUACCUAUAGAGAAAAAUUUAUAUACCAGAUUAUGCACGUGACCUGUUAAUUACAGUGGUGUCAUGUCACUGAAUAUCUUUGUGAAGUCGUUGAUGUUGCUGCAACAGUUACGCUGUACAUCGAAAGGCAAUGAGUCAGUUCAUCGACGACCACCAUGGACACCAGAUCGUACACGGAUUUUUCCAUUGCUUCAGCGAUAUAUAUAACAAAGUACACAGGAAUAUGGCUACCGCGAAAUGUGAGUGAAGAAUGGCAAAGGAAGAUAUCCAUAUCGUACAUGGCCUUCGCACUUGUGUUUGGGCUAUACCUGAAUGUGGUCGAUAUUUUCCACAUCUGGGGCAAUGCAACUCAAACUAUGUUCGUGAUACUGAACACGAUGUGUAUCUCUAUGACAAUAAUUAAGAUGCUGAUCCUAAAUUUUAAUAGAGCUAAAUUAGCAGACGCUUUUUCCUAUGCGCAACGACACUUCUGGCAUGAUAAUUACAAUUACGAGGAACAACUGAUCUUUUCCAUAUCUGUAAAAUAUUGCACACGGUUAAUAUUUUUCGCAUUCGCUGUUCAGCCAGUUACUUUGGCCGGAUAUGUGAUCACGCCUAUUAUUGAAAACCUUGGACGAAAUAAAUCGGACAGGGUACUUCCAUUCAAGAUGUGGCUCGACUUGCCAUUAUCUGAGACACCAUAUUACGAACUAAUGUUUACUUUCCAGGUGAUAGACAUAUUCUUAAUUGGCGUCGCGUACGUUUGCCCUGAUGUGUUUUUAUGCGUCUUUAAUUUGCACGUGAUGGGUCAAUUUCGUAUACUACAACACAGAAUGUUAAAUUUCUGGAACGUUGAAGGCAAAGAAAUGACUGCAUUCAUAUACACCGAUCAUUGUUAUGCAGCUCUCAAGAAGUGUAUACAACAUCAUCAGUUGGUUAUUGAGUUCUGCGUGAAGCUGGAACAAGUGUAUACCAUGUCGAUUUUGGUGCACAUGGCAUUUUUAAGCAUGUUAAUGGGUUUGGACUGCUAUGAAAUAUUCGUGGCAGACACAAAUCUAUCGAUGCGUCUGAUUUUCAUAUUCCACGUAAUUGGCAGUCUAAUUCACCUUUUUAUCUUUACGUACACUUGUCACUUUAUGAUGGAAGAAAGCACCAACGUUAGUAGAACGAUAUAUUCUGGUUCAUGGAGCACUUUGCCAAUGUACAAAGCUGGCAGAUCGUUACGAUCGGAUAUAAGAUUAAUUAUGAUAAGAUCGUUGAAACCGUGCUAUCUGACUGCUGGUGGAUUUUUUCCCGUGUCUUUGGAGACUUUUACCACGCUUUUAAGUUCUACAUUUUCGUAUUUUACUCUGAUGAGGGAGUCUUUAAUCAGAACCGAGGGCGAAUAGUAAUAUAAAACAGACAUAUGUAUUAAUAGCGAUGCUAGAAAUAUAUAAAAGUGAAGGAAAAUAAUUUAAGAAUAUUUUUUAAUGUACUAAAGCUGUUAUACACAAUAUAUGUUCUCCACUUUUUAUGUACAGUAAAAUAUACAUAUAAUGUGGAUAUUACAAGGAGUAUGAAAAAUUUUCUUUUUCUACCCAGGUAGAGGAAAAUAAUAAAUAACCAGCUUUCUUUGUGUCAGUUUAUGCUUGCACUUUGCCGUCACCUAAUCACCUUUGGUGCGCGAUUGGUUUUUAGACUGGACAGUUUGAUGCGUUACGAAGUACUGAUCAGGCAAGAACGUCUGCACUUGAUGUGUACGACAAUAACAGGUAUUGUUUUCGAACACCUGCCUAAUUAACAGUUCGAUCCUCCCCGUAUCGUUCCUAGGUGCAGUAAAUGUAUACAUUUACAUAAAGACGAGUAUUGCUUAACACAAGUCGUUGUUUGUAUGUUAUGUAGCAAAUAUUGGAAGAAAUAUUGGGUUGGCAAGAAAGUAAUUUUGGUUUUCACAGACAGAUAACACUAUGUUCUUUUUUUAAUGACGUCUGUCGAUGUUCUGAUUUUUCCGUUUGUCAUUCGAUAGCUGCUGCUUUUACGUUAUUUUAGAAGCCAA